This is a messenger RNA of Otolemur garnettii (small-eared galago), 495 nucleotides long. It is a transcript of the gene IL31, whose product is annotated as interleukin 31. Lineage: Eukaryota; Metazoa; Chordata; Mammalia; Primates; Galagidae. The transcript has 3 exons. Bases 1 to 495 code for a protein of 164 amino acids. The record is from RefSeq and is a predicted model, not a curated record. Gene Ontology annotation, molecular function: cytokine receptor binding; cytokine activity.
AUGGUUUCUCGCACAGGACCCACGAAGUCUGCCCUGUUUCUGCUCUGCUGUGUGGGAAGCUGGCUGAGCUCCCACAUGUCUCCUAUCCGUUCUCUACAACCAAACGCAGAAAAGGGUAUAGUCAAGGAAUUGCAGUUCUUGUCGAAUGAACUUUUGGAAAACUUCGUAAGUGAAGAAAAGGGGCUGCCAACAUCCUCAAGUUACACACUACCGUGUUUCAUCCCCAAUGCCCACCCGCCAAACAACAUCAACAUCUCAGCCGUUCAGACAUAUCUCAAGACGAUCGGACCAUUAAUCGAUAACACAACUACUACUGGUGAAAUCAUAGAACAUCUCGACAAACUCGCACCUCAAAAUGCAUCAGAAACAAACAUUUCUGUGCCUGAAAAUGCCUUUGAAAAAAAACGCUUCAUCUUGACUAUCUUAAAACAGUUUUCAGAGUGCAUGGAUCUUGUAUGUAAGUCAUUUAACUGUGAAGCCCAACAGGCCACCUAA